Molecule: messenger RNA, 3769 nt
Organism: Sinocyclocheilus anshuiensis
Lineage: Eukaryota; Metazoa; Chordata; Actinopteri; Cypriniformes; Cyprinidae
Product: rabenosyn-5-like
Exons: 12
Coding region: 236-2440 (734 amino acids)
Molecular function (GO): metal ion binding
Source: RefSeq, a predicted model, not a curated record
CUGUGACCACGCCUAGCAAACCGAGCCACACGAUCGUCUGAUUGAUCAGCGCUUUGCCGUUCAUUUAAAGCGCGUUUAUUCUCGAUAGUUCUAAGCAUUCGCUUUUAAGAGGCUUUUAAGAGCUUGUCGCUGGGGAAAAAGUGAUGGAGAGGGUCUGGCAUGGCCGGUGCUGUCACACAGGUGCCUCAUAAACUGAGAAGCAUUGGAUCCAGCCUCUCACACCCAAACCCACCUUAUGGCCUCCAUCUACCCGCCCUCAUUAGAGGACUCAGCUGAGGUGAAGGAGGGCUUCCUGUGCCCUCUCUGUUUGAAGGACCUCCAGUCGUUCUACCAGCUACAAGGCCACUAUGAAGAGGAACACUCCGGUGACAACCGGCACGUUGGUGGUCAGCUGAAAAGCCUGGUGCAAAAGGCAAAGAAAGCCAAAGACAAGCUGUUAAAGUGGGAUGGAGAUGAGCGGACAGACAGCAGCUAUAAAUCGUUUUAUUAUGGAGGAGUGGACCCCUACAUGUGGGAGCCGCAGGAGCUCGGAGCCACCCGCAGUCACGUGGAUUUUUUCAAGAAGCAGAGAGCUGCAAGAAUUGACCAUUAUGUGAUUGAAGUCAACAAAUGCAUUAUACGACUGGAAAAGCUAACAUCCUUUGACAGAACCAACAUGGAUGCAGCGCAAAUAAGAUCACUUGAGAAGUCAGUGGUAUCGUGGGUGAAUGAUCAGGAUGUGCCAUUUUGCCCUGAUUGUGGGGGCAAAUUCAACAUCCGCAACCGCCGCCACCAUUGCAGACUCUGUGGGUCCAUUAUGUGCAGAAAGUGCACAGAGUUUAUUCCUCUGCCACUGGCAUAUAAAUUAACCAGUGGAACAAGGGAGGCCCUGUGGGCUCCUGGCCAGAGUGGGUCUCCUGGAUCUGCAGGCCCAGUGAUGCAGCAGAUGUCUCGCCGCGGCUCCAUCAACAGCAUCUCAUCUGUCACCUCUGUGUUGGAGGAGAAAGACGAGGACCGUGUACGUUGUUGCCGUCACUGCAUGGAUGCACUUCUCCGGCAUCAGCACAAACUGGAGGAAAAAGACCACGUGCCUGAUAUCGUCAAACUCUAUGAGAGGUUAAGGACAUGUAUGGAGAAAGUUGAAGCUAAGGCUCCAGAGUACACACGCAUGGCAGAGUCUCUCAAUGCUGGGGAGAAGACCUGUAAUCUAGAGAAUGCUGCUGCACUGAGGAUGGAGAUACAGAAAUACUAUGAGCUCAUUGAUGUUCUGAGUAAGAAGAUACUCGCACUCGGACUGAAAGAUGAGGUCCAGCCUCACCCGAAAGCCCUGCAGCUGCAAAGGAUGGUGCGCUACACAGCUACACUUUUUAUACAGGAGAAACUGUUGGGACUGACGUCGCUCCCCACCAAGGAGAAGUAUGAGGAGCUUAAAGAGAAGAGAAGAGAGGAGCAGGAGAAAAGGGCGCAGCAGGAGAGACAGGCAGGCCUGGAGGCACAAAAACGCCGAUUGGAAAGUGAAAAUAACCUUCACGUAAAAAAAGCACAUGAGGAUGUUCCAGGUCCACGCAUGACGAAAGCCGGAGGCUGGCUGCCACAAUCAGACACUCUGCAGACUCGCUCUGAGCUGGACGACCCUCUGCUGCAACAGAUCAAAAACAUAGAGUCGUUCUUACGGCAGGCGCGGUCCGCCAACCGCACCGAUGAAGUGGCCAUGCUGGAGGAGAACCUGCGGCAGCUGCAGGACGAGUUUGAUGCUCAGCAGACCAGUCGAGCCAUCCAGCUUUCACAGAGGUUAGCUGAGGAGACAGACCUGCAGCAGAGACAGAUCGAACAUCUGCAGCAGAGAGAGCUCGAGUACAGGAACCAGUCAAAACACUCCUCCUUGGAUUUCAGAGACCGAGAAGAUGUUCCGAAAAGAGAAGAGGGAGAACAUUUAAUUGGAAGCCCUGGGUCUUCAAAGUCUUUAUCACGUCUAUUAGGAAACUCUCCUCCCUUAGAGAGGCAAAGAGAUAAACACACACCAACUGCACCCACCAGAAACCCCUUUGACGAGGAGCAUUUCUCUCCUGCUGAGGAAGAACCGACAAACUCUCAGACAGCCAAUGGAAAGAAAGAGUACAACCCGUUUGAGGAAGAAAACGAUGAAAUGGAAGAUACAGGUACAGCUAAAGUGAAGUCAGCUAGAAAUCCUUUUGAAGAUGAAGAUUAUGAAGAUAGAGGUAACCCUUUUAAAGAGGUUUCCGAUGAGAUUCCAGCUGCCUCAACCAAUCCAUUUGAUGAAGAGGAUGGCUCAGCAGCUGAUGACAUGAUUGAGGAAGAGCUACUUCUACAACAGAUCGGUAACAUCCGGGCAUAUAUCUUUGACGCCAAGCUAAGCGGACGCUCUGAUGAAGUGGAGCUUUUGUCUGAGAACCUAAAGGAGCUGCAAAAAACACUACAAGAGCAGAAAAGAAAAAAAUAGUGGCCGUCACAAACUUUGUUAUCUGUAACUGAAAACAAGCCUCACCAAUUACAAAACAAACUGUGUAAGCUACUGAUGCACUAGAGAAAAAUCUAAAACAAAUUAGAAGUUUCUGUGCAAGAACGCAUAGUAGAAGGGGAACAAGACAAUUCUUGAUCAGAACAACUUGAUUUCUGUCUUAGCUUUGGGUAAUAUUCAAGUAUUUUAUGUGAACAAAAUCUUAAUAUGUAGUCUCAAGUCAUAUAAAUAGGUAGGUUUUAUGGAAGUGGUUGAAUUAACCCUUAUCUGGUUAAGAUUUUCUGUUCAGCAAAGUCAGUAUUUCAUGCACACUGCUGCUUUGAUUCAGAAUACAUUUUGCUUUAGAAUUUUAAGAAAAUCUGUUUAUCGAAGUCUAGCAUGAACGCACACCUGCAGCUUUGAACUUUUUUUAUUAUUAUUAUUAUUAUAUUGAUCUAAUGGAUAACCAGCACUUCACUAAAUAGAAACCCUGAUUUCUUUAUUUCUAUCCUUGAAACAUCAAAGGAAUAUUUCACUCAAACAUGAAAAUCAUUUCACGUUACUCGUCGUUCCAAACCAAUGUCGUUUUUUUUUUUUUUUGGAAAAGUAUUUUUAAGAAGGUUUUUGUGCAUACAAUUGAAGUUGAUGCUGUCAAAAACAAAAAUCUCUCACAAUUAUUAAUUUUGGGGUGAAUCGGUUUAAUAUUACAGAUUUGCCUAAUCAAUGUCAAAUGUCUAAUUUAGUCUGUAUAUAUUGUUUUAUACCAUUAGUAGUACUCAUUUCUGUUGCACUUAAAUGAUUUAGCAAUUAUACAAAUACAUCCAAUGCUAUGGAAACCAGUGUUGCAGUAACAAACUUAUGCAUAUGGUCAUCAUAAUUGCCUGCUGCUCCUCUAAAUAGCUGUGCAGAAACUGUACCAUUUGUGUUAAAUCUCAAUUCUGCUUGCGUGUUUCAUUAAUGCUUCAUUUGUGUGCCCACCUCAAAAAGACAUGAAACACAACUGACGAGUUCUGUCUUGUAUUAACUCGAGGCUUUUCGUGGACAGUGAGAACAGACAGCAACACUGUGGCUGAAUGCAAUGCUUUUUGUAAUUGUAUUUAUGUUUUCGUCAUCAGAGAAACAUAUUGUGACUAACAACCUAUCCAUUAACGUUUGGAUAAUGUUGUGCGUUUACACUGAGCAAUAUCAGGUAUCAUAAAUGUUACACUAAUAAUUAAUACAAUUCUGUGAUUCUGUUUCAUUCGCUGAAUGAAAAUGUGGUGAGAAUUUUCUUUAGGCAUUAGUUUUGUAGUUAUUCACUCAAGAAUAAAUCACCAAAUUUUUUAUUUUUUU